Messenger RNA from Maylandia zebra (zebra mbuna), 7683 nucleotides. The record is from RefSeq and is a predicted model, not a curated record. NCBI's taxonomy places the organism in Eukaryota, Metazoa, Chordata, Actinopteri, Cichliformes, Cichlidae.
UUAUCCAGUCUGCAAAGGUGUAACCAAACUAAACAGGAGAGGAGGCAUGAUUUACUCAGUCAGUGGAAUACAUUUUUUAGGUUCUUAUGUGAGGAGGAAAAACAGACAGUUGGGGGAAAUAAUUCAGGAGCAGGACAUUUUUACUUCGACCGUGGAAUAAAGCAACUGUUGAAUCUGGAAGACGACAUGGAAAAAGGAAUUUUUAUGUACAUAUUUUUUUUAUUACUCUACUUUGGAAAAGUCCCGAUCAGCAGUCGUUUGUCAAAUCUGGCUUGAAAAAGAUUUUUUUUUUUUUAAACAUGAAGGAUUUUCUGUAGAUGAGCAGUAUGCAGGUGUUAAUGUGGUAACCAUGGCAAUGAAAAUAAACAGGAAGGGAUCUGAUUGGGCGCUGGAGGGCUGGGAUCCAAACAUACGCCGCCUCAGCUACAAAUGCACCACCCUCAUCAAGGGCGACUAUGUCUGGUUGGACCUGAAGACUGGUCGGGAGUUUGAGGUGCCGAUCGGCGCAGUGGUCAAACUCUGUGACUCCGGACAGAUCCAAGUGGUGGACGAUGAAGGAAAUGAGCACUGGAUCUCCCCCCAAAAUGCCACCAACAUCAAGCCAAUGCAUCCCACCUCCAUCCACGGGGUGGAAGACAUGAUUCGCUUGGGAGACCUCAAUGAAGCUGGUAUCCUCCGUAACCUGCUCAUCAGAUACAGAGAAAAACUCAUAUAUACGUACACAGGCUCCAUCCUUGUGGCUGUCAAUCCUUACCAGCCGCUGCCCAUCUACACGGCUGACCAGAUCCGCCUCUACACCAACAAGAAGAUCGGUGAAAUGCCACCUCAUAUAUUUGCCAUUGCUGACAACUGUUACUUCAACAUGCAGAGGAACAACCGCGACCAGUGCUGUAUCAUCAGUGGUGAAUCUGGAGCAGGAAAAACAGAAAGCACCAAACUGAUCCUUCAGUUUCUGGCGGCCAUCAGUGGUCAACACUCCUGGAUAGAGCAGCAGGUCCUGGAGGCAAACCCUAUACUAGAAGCCUUUGGAAACGCAAAAACGAUCCGCAAUGACAACUCAUCUCGUUUUGGGAAAUACAUUGACAUCCAUUUCAACAAGCGAGGAGCCAUAGAAGGAGCCAAGAUAGAGCAGUACCUGCUGGAGAAAUCCCGAGUCUGUCGACAGGCCUACGAUGAGAGAAACUACCACAUCUUCUACUGUAUGCUGAAGGGAAUGACUGUCGAUGAGAAGAAGAAACUGGGGCUGAGCAAAGCCACAGACUACACCUACCUGACCAUCGGUAACUGUACCGUUUGUGAUGGCCGAAACGAUAUGAAGGAGUACUCCAACAUCCGCUCUGCAAUGAAGGUGCUGAUGUUCACUGACAAGGAGAACUGGGAGAUUUCUAAGCUGCUGGCUGCUAUACUGCACAUGGGAAACCUGAGAUACGAGGCACGCACCUAUGACAACCUUGAUGCCUGUGAGGUGGUGCGGAGCCCUCAUCUCACUACUUCUGCCACACUAUUAGAGGUGGACGUUAAGGAUCUGAUGAACUGUCUGACCAGCCGAACACUCAUCACCAGAGGAGAGACGGUCUCCACCCCUCUCAGCAUGGAACAAGCUCUGGAUGUACGGGACGCUUUUGUUAAGGGUAUUUACGGUCGCUUGUUUGUGUGGAUCGUGGAAAAGAUCAAUGCAGCCAUUUAUAAGCCUCCGUCAUCUCAGCCCAAAGCGCUCAGACGCUCCAUCGGACUCCUGGACAUCUUUGGCUUUGAAAACUUCACAGUAAACAGCUUCGAGCAGCUGUGCAUAAACUUUGCCAACGAGAACCUGCAGCAGUUCUUCGUGCGUCAUGUGUUCAAGCUAGAGCAGGAGGAGUACAACCUGGAGAACAUCAACUGGCAGCACAUUGAGUUCACAGACAACCAGGACGCUCUGGACAUGAUCGCCAUCAAACCCAUGAACAUCAUCUCACUCAUCGACGAGGAGAGCAAAUUUCCGAAGGGCACAGACACCACCAUGCUCAACAAGCUGAACUUUCAGCAUAAACUCAACACAAACUACAUCCCUCCAAAGAACAACUAUGAGACUCAGUUUGGCAUCCAACACUUUGCUGGAGUGGUUUACUAUGAAACAAGAGGUUUCCUGGAGAAGAACAGGGACACUUUGUAUGGCGACAUCAUUCAGCUGGUUCACUCCUCCAAAAACAAGUUCAUCAAACAAAUCUUCCAGGCUGACGUAGCUAUGUUUCUGUGUGGUUACGCUCCUGUUAGUUCAGCCACAGCUCCCUCCAAGGGAGCAGAAACCAGGAAGCGUUCGCCCACCCUGAGCAGCCAGUUUAAAAGAUCUCUGGAGCUGCUGAUGAGAACUCUGAGCGUCUGUCAGCCGUUCUUCGUCCGCUGCAUCAAACCCAAUGAAUACAAGAAGCCGAUGCUGUUUGACAGGGAGCUGUGUGUGCGUCAGCUGAGGUACUCGGGUAUGAUGGAGACCAUCCGAAUCCGCCGUGCUGGAUAUCCCAUCCGCUACACCUUCGUGGAGUUCGUCGACCGCUACCGGGUGCUCAUGCCUGGAGUCAAACCGGCGUACAAACAGGAGGACCUGAGAGGAACCUGUGAGAGGAUCGCUGAGGCCGUGCUCGGCAGAGACGACGACUGGCAGAUGGGAAAAACCAAGAUCUUCCUCAAGGAUCAUCACGACAUGCUGCUGGAGAUCGAGAGAGACAAGGCCAUCACAGACAAGGUCGUCCUCAUCCAGAAGGUGGUUCGGGGUUUCAAGGACAGAUCCAACUUCCUAAAGUUGAAGAAGUCGGCAGUGCUGAUCCAGAAGACGUGGAGAGGAUAUCAGUGCAGGAAGAACUAUGGAGCUAUGCGAGCUGGCUUUUCUCGCCUCCAAGCUCUGGUUCGUUCCAGGAAGUUGUGCGCAUCGUAUCACGUGGCCCGUCAGCGAAUCACAGCCUUCCAGGGUCGCUGUCGCGGCUUCUUGGUGCGUCGAGCAUUCAGGCACCGGCUGUGGGCCGUCAUCACCAUCCAGGCUUACACGAGAGGAAUGAUCGCUCGACGACUGUACAAGAGGCUGAAGGCAGAGUACCGGAGGAGGCUGGAGGCCGAGAAGAUGCGUCUGGCUGAAGAAGCCAAACUGAGGAACCAGAUGUCUGCAAAGAGAGCGAAAGCUGAGGCUGAACGCAAACACCAGGAGCGUCUGGCUCAGCUGGCCAAAGAGGACGCUGAGCGGGAGAAGAAGGAGAAGGAGGAGGCUCGGAGGAAGAAGGAGAUGGUCGAGCAGAUGGAGAAGGCCCGCACGGAGCCUGUCAAUGACUCCGACAUGGUGGACAAGAUGUUCGGCUUCCUGGGGACCACCAGUUCUUUCCCGGGUCAGGAAGGGCAAGCCCCAGCUGGCUUUGAGGAUCUGGAGCGGACCCAUCACGAGCUGGAGGAGGAGGAUCUGGAUGAGGCUCUUCCUCUGCCUGAGGACGAUGAUGAAGAGGAUUUAUCAGAGUACAAGUUCGCCAAGUUUGCUGCCACCUACUUCCAGGGCACCACCACGCACACCUACGCCCGACGACCUCUCAAACAGCCGCUGCUCUUCCACGACGAUGAGGGGGACCAGCUGGCUGCUCUGGCGGUGUGGAUCACGGUGCUGAGGUUCAUGGGCGAUCUCCCGGAGCCAAAGUACCACACGGCCAUCAGCGACGGCAGCGAGAAGAUCCCAGUCAUGACCAAAAUCUACGAGACGCUGGGGAAAAAGACGUACAAGCGAGAGCUGCAGGCGCUGCAAGGGGAGGGAGAGACGCCUCACUCUGACAGCCACAAGAAGAACAGCGUCCGACACAAACUUGUGUCCCUCACCCUGAAGAAGAAAUCCAAGAUCACCGAGGAGGUCACCAAGCGCCUUAACGAUGGUGAGUACGGUCUUCAUGGCAACAGCAUGCUGGAAGAUCGUCCCACAUCCAACCUGGAGAAACUUCACUUUAUCAUCGGCAACGGGAUCCUGAGGCCAGGACUCAGGGAUGAGAUCUACUGUCAGAUCUGUAAGCAGCUGAGUCAGAACCCGUCUAAGAGUUCUCACGCUCGCGGCUGGAUCCUCAUCUCUUUGUGUGUCGGCUGCUUCGCUCCAUCAGACAAAUUUGUGAAGUAUCUGAGGAACUUCAUCAGCUGCGGGCCUCCAGGCUACGCUCCAUACUGUGAAGAACGUCUAAGACGAACUUUUGUGAAUGGGACGCGAACGCAGCCUCCGUCCUGGCUGGAGCUGCAGGCCACCAAAUCAAAGAAGCCCAUCAUGUUGCCGGUGACGUUCAUGGAUGGCACGACCAAAACGCUGCUGACAGACUCGGCCACCACAGCAAAGGAGCUCUGCAGCGCCCUGUCCGACAAGAUCAACCUGCGAGACCGCUUUGGCUUCUCGCUGUACAUCGCGUUGUUUGACAAGGUCUCCUCUUUAGGCAGCGGGAGCGACCAUGUGAUGGAUGCCGUGUCGCAGUGCGAGCAGUACGCCAAAGAGCAGGGAGCUCAGGAGAGGAACGCCCCCUGGCGGCUGUUCUUCAGGAAAGAAAUCUUUACGCCGUGGCACGAGCCAACAGAAGACCAGGUCGCCACCAACCUGAUCUACCAGCAAACCGUCAGGGGCGUCAAGUUUGGAGAAUACCGCUGUGACAGGGAUGACCUCGCAGAGCUGGCCUCUCAGCAGUAUUACAUUGACUACGGUUCAGAGAUCCUCCUGGAGCGCCUGCUGAGCCUCAUCCCGUCUUACAUCCCGGACAGAGAGAUCACCACCUCCAGAUCGGUGGAGAAGUGGGCUCACUUCAUCAUGGCUGCUCAUAAAAAGAGCAUCUACACCCAGAAGAGAUUUGACCCUCAGAAGGUGAAGGAGGAAGUGGUCGACUUUGCUCGCCACAAGUGGCCUCUGCUGUUCUCUCGUUUCUACGAAGCCUUCAAGUUUUCAGGUCCCAGUCUGCCUAAAAACGACCUCAUCGUCGCCGUCAACUGGACGGGAGUUUAUUUUGUAGAUGAGCAGGAACAGGUCCUCUUAGAGCUCUCCUUCCCAGAAAUCACUGCAGUUUCCAGCAGCAGGGGAGGAAAGCUGCAGGGUCAGAGUUUCACUUUAGCGACCAUCAAAGGAGACGAGUACACCUUCACCUCCAACAACGCAGAGGACAUACGGGACCUGGUGGUGACCUUCCUGGAGGGUCUGAGGAAGAGGUCAAAGUUUGUGGUCGCUCUGCAGGACAACCCCACUGGAGAGGAGUCGACGUUCUUGAGCUUCCGGAAAGGAGACCUGAUCCUGUUGGACCAGGAGACCGGCGAGCAGGUCCUCAACUCUGGCUGGGCACACGGUGUUAACGAACGAACCAAUCAGAAGGGAGACUUCCCGGUGGACUGCGUCUACGUCCUGCCCACCAUGACCCGACCUCAGCAGGACAUAGUGGCGCUGGUCACCAUGACGCCCGAGCAGCGUCAGGAGUCGGUUCGUGUUUCGCAGGUCGUCAUGGUGGAAACUGAUGACAGAACGAAACCCUACACGCUGGAGGAGUUCUCCUACGACUACUUCAGGCCUCCUCCCAAACACACCCUGAGCCGGGUGAUGGUCACGAAGAAUCGCGGGAAAGACAAGCUGUGGAGCUGCACCCGAGAGCCGCUGAAACAGCCGCUGCUGAAGAAGGUCGUCAGCCACGAGGAGCUGGCUCAGGACGCCUGCAUGUCUUUUAUAGCUAUCAUGAAGUACAUGGGCGACUACCCGUCCAAACGAACUCGCUCGGUGAACGAGCUGACGGACCAGAUCUUUGAAGGGGCGCUGAAGGCCGAACCACUGAAGGAUGAGAUCUACUGUCAGAUCAUCAAACAGCUCACAGACAAUCACGUCAAGUACAGUGAGGAGAAAGGCUGGGAGCUGCUGUGGUUGUGCACUGGGUUGUUUCCUCCCAGUAACGUGCUGUUGCCGCACAUCCAGCGCUACCUCCAGUCCAAGAAGCACCACCCGCUGUCUGGAGACUGCAUGCAGAGGGUGCACAAAGCGCUACGAAAUGGAUCCAGGAAGUACCCUCCUCAUUUGGUGGAAGUGGAGGCCAUCCAACAUAAAACGACCCAAAUCUUCCAUAAAGUCUACUUCCCCGACGACACAGACGAGGCCUUCGAGGUGGAGUCGAGCACCAAGGCGAAGGAUUUCUGUCAGAACAUUUCCACCAGACUGCUGCUCAAAUCUCCCGAAGGCUUCAGCCUCUUCGUCAAGAUCUCGGACAAGGUGAUCAGUGUACCUGAGGGAGAUUUCUUCUUUGACUUCGUCAGACAUUUAACGGACUGGAUCAAGAAAUCUCGGCCGGCUAAAGACGGAAUCGUUCCCUCUCUGACCUAUCAGGUGUUCUUCAUGAAGAAGCUGUGGACUAACACGGUUCCAGGGAAGGACUCCUUCGCUGACUCCAUCUUCCACUACUACCAGGAGCUGCCUAAAUACUUGCGUGGCUACCACAAAUGUUCACGAGAGGAGGUUUUCCAGCUCGCAGCGCUUAUCUAUCGCGUCAAGUUCGAAGAUGACAAAUCCCAUUUUCCCACAAUUCCCAAGAUGCUUCGGGAGCUGGUUCCUCAGGACCUCAUCCGCCAGAUGUCACCAGAUGACUGGAAGAGGUCUGUUGUUGCAUACUUCAACAAGCAGGCCGGGAAAUCAAGGGAAGAGGCCAAACUGAUGUUUCUGAAGGUCAUCUACAAAUGGCCGACCUUUGGCUCCGCCUUCUUUGAGGUUAAGCAAACCACAGAGCCCAACUACCCGGAGAUCCUGCUGAUCGCCAUCAACAAGCAUGGAGUCAGUCUCAUUGACCCCAAGUCAAAGGACAUCCUGACCACUCACCCCUUCACCAAGAUCUCCAACUGGAGCAGCGGGAACACCUAUUUCCACAUCACCAUCGGCAACCUGGUCAGAGGAAGCAAACUGCUGUGUGAGACCUCACUGGGCUACAAGAUGGAUGACCUGCUGACCUCCUACAUCAGCCAAAUGUUGACCACCAUGAACAAGCACCGGUCAGGGCGGGGCCACAGCAAGUGAACUUCUUACUGGCAGGAAGCCACUGAGCUCAUCCGCCUCUUACGUCCUAUUGGCCAGCACUGCAGCUGGGGGCGGACCUUUACCAGCCACCUUUGGAGGAUGAGCCGCAGUCCUUCUGCUAGCACAGAAGGGUCAAAGUUCACCUGGGAGAGUUCGAAUGCUAGCGGCAGCAGCGACCCCGGCGAAGGCCCCAGCAACAAUUACCACUACAGCUAUGAUGAAGACGAGCCGUCCAGUGAGGAUGACUACCUCUGAACUGUCCUUUCUGACUGCGUCACCUUAAGAAGACGCUGUCAUCGUCAGGUCUGAGCCUUAAGUACACACUGCAGUGACCCUGAACAUGACCCUGUAUUAGCACUUUAUGCUAACCUGACUUCUAAUUGAGCAUUUUUACAUAUUAGCAUAGCAACACGCUAAUGCGCCAGACUGCUGUAAGGGGAUAUUUGACUGUUAACAGGGUUUGUGCAGGUUUUAGAGAGCAUUAAAGCCUCUUACUUUUGCCCAAUGUUUACGAUAUCACGUGUUUCAGAUGUCACACCUGUGGGGACCCCCUGCCUCAUUAUAAGCAAAUCCAUCCAUUAAAGUUCACUUGUACAUGUUUAGGUCAAACUAAUGGACUGACUACUCCUUUACUUGUUUUAAUACAUACACAGAUAAUAAAUUAUUUUAGGCCA